Molecule: messenger RNA, 5277 nt
Organism: Hipposideros armiger (great roundleaf bat)
Lineage: Eukaryota; Metazoa; Chordata; Mammalia; Chiroptera; Hipposideridae
Product: ATP-binding cassette sub-family A member 3-like
Exons: 31
Coding region: 78-5126 (1682 amino acids)
Biological process (GO): transmembrane transport; lipid transport
Cellular component (GO): intracellular membrane-bounded organelle; membrane
Molecular function (GO): ATP binding; lipid carrier activity; ATP hydrolysis activity
Source: RefSeq, a predicted model, not a curated record
GCGGUUGCGGAGGGCGUUGGGCGGAGGCGCCGCCGCGGCUGUGGACUCGCGUACCUCAGCGGCGGACGAGUUGAAGAAUGGAUUUGUCGGGGUUGAACAUAUUUAUGGUUCUCCUGUGGAAGAAUUUUAUUUUGAAGAGGCGGCAGUUCGUUACUAUAGUUGUGGAGGUCAUCCUGACAUUAUUAUUUGCUGGUACCCUUUUGUUAACACGCAAGAUUACUGCUAUCCAGAAGACUGGACCUUUCAAUUACUCCCAUCAGUCUGUUGAUGCGUUGCCUCUGUUCCUCAGAGCUGUCUCUGCUUCUGAUCGGUGGGAACUGGCUUUCGUGCCUUCCAAAAGCAUCGUGGUGAAGGAUAUCGUCGAAACCGUGAAAAGGGACAUACAGUUGAAAUGUAAAGUUCAGGGCUUUCCUUCAGAAAGAGACUUUGAAGAUUACGUGAAGCAAGAGAAGAACUCUAGAAGAGUGUUGGUUGCUUUUGUUUUUGACCAUGAGUUCAAAAAUACCGAUGAUCCCCUGCCACUCCAGGUAAACUAUUAUCUGCGUUUUAGUAGUUUUCAGAGGAACAGGUAUGUGGGUUUUACCCGAUACCGAAGCUGGGAGAUAGAUGUCCUCUUUCCAGCUUCUCCUUCGAUGGGACCCAGAAGCGAACAAGACUCAAGUGGGGGGAUUCCUGGGUACAUCACGGAGGGGUUCCUGCUUAUGCAGCACGCCGUGGACAAGGCCAUCCUGAAGCACCACAACAGCACGGCGGCACAGCAGCUGUUCCAAGACGUCAGCGUUUUCGUUCAGAGAUUCCCAUACCCGAUGUAUUACCAUGAUCAUUUCUUUAGGUUUUUUAAUAUUUUCAUCCCCUUAGUCAUCUUGUUUGUCUUCUCUAUGAACCAUCUCACCCUCGUUCAAUCUGUGGUGUGGGAAAAGGAAAACCGGCUGAAGGAGUACCAGCUCAUGAUAGGACUCAGUAACUGGAUGCUCUGGGCCGCCUAUUUCUUCACAUUCCUCACUUUUUAUUCCGUCGUCAUCUUUCUGAUGUGCCUCAUUCUCUUUGCCAAGACGGAGCCUGUGCCCAUCAUCCAGUACAGUGACCCAUCGCUCAUCUUUGUCUUUUUGCUGUGUUUUGCCACCAUCACAAUCUUCUUCAGCUUCAUGGUCAGCACAUUCUUCAGUAAAGUAAAUUAUGCUGUAUCUAUUGGAGGUUUCAUUUAUUUUGCCACCUACUUCCCAGCUACCAGCAUGCCCUCCAAUUACACACACAUGACACUCUUCCAGAAGCUGGCUGCCUGUCUGAGCUCAAAUAUUAUCAUGGCCCUGGGAACUAAAUUCCUAGUCAGGGCAGAAAUGGACAAAACUGGAAUUAAAUGGAGUAACAUGUUCUCACCAAUCACAGUGGAGAAGUUUGUCUUUGCCUAUAUUCUGAGAAUGUUUUUAUUUCAUGCUGUCUUGUAUGGCCUUGUGGCCUGGUAUAUCGACGCAGUCUUUCCGGGAGAGUAUGGUGUGGCCAAGCCGUGGUACUUUUUCUUGCUGCGCUCUUACUGGUUUGGGGAUAAAGCUAAGAAAAAAAAUGAAAGAAAGAAAUUCUAUGAGACAAUUGAAAGCAAGUAUUUUGAAGCGGAACCUACUGAUUUGGUGGCAGGUAUCCAGCUCGAACAUUUGUACAAGGAAUUCCGAAUGCGGAACACUACCAAAAUAGCUGUAAAAGACUUGACCUUGAAUUUAUAUGAGGGGCAGAUCACUGCUCUUCUAGGACCUAAUGGCGCAGGAAAAUCAACUACUCUAUCCAUUCUCUCAGGGCUCUAUCCUGCCACCAGCGGAAAGGCCUAUGUUAAUGGAUAUGACAUCGCCAGGCAGAUGGUCCAGAUCAGGAAAAGUUUGGGCUUGUGUCCCCAGCAGGACUUGUUGUUUAAUUACUUGACAGUAUCAGAACACCUUUAUUUCUAUUGUAUGAUCAAAGGAGUCCCUCGAAAGGUGUGUCUUAAGGAAAUUAGCCAUAUGCUGUCUACUUUUAACCUGCUAGACAAGCGAAAUGCAUUUCCAGAGUCGCUGAGUGGAGGACUGAAGCGCAAACUCUCCAUCAUGAUAGCACUUAUAGGAAACCCCAAGGUGGUGAUACUUGACGAGCCAACAGCUGGCAUGGACCCCCUCUCGAGGAGAGCCACCUGGGGUCUCCUUCAGCAGUACAAACAGGAUCGCACCAUCUUACUGACCACCCACUACAUGGAUGAAGCUGACAUCCUGGGUGACCGCAUAGCCAUCAUGGUGAAGGGAUCCCUGCAGUGCUGUGGUUCUUCCGUCUUCCUGAAACACAUAUACGGUGUGGGAUACCACAUAUUCAUGGUGAAGGAACCUCACUGUAAUGUUGAAGAAAUCUCCAAAUUGAUUUAUUAUCAUAUACCAUCAGCCAUUUUGGAGAAGGAUGUUAAAAAUGAAUUAUCUUUUAUUCUACCCAAAGAGUACACACACAGCUUUGAAGCUCUGUUUACUGAUCUAGAAAAGAGACAGGAAGAAUUGGGCAUUGCCAGCUUCGGCGCCUCUAUCACCACCAUGGAGGAAGUCUUCUUUAGGGUCAGUGAUUUGGAAGUUUCACACACAGAUAUCAUACCUACCCAACCUCAGCCUCCCUCGCUGAUGAAUGAAGUGUCCAUCACGAACCAGAAUAGGAAUAUAUCCGGAAAUUCAACAUAUCCUUCCACCGUGAAUGACAGCCCUGCUAUUAAGUUUAAUACUGGGUGUGCCCUCUACCAGCAGCAGUUCUGGGCCAUGCUCAUAAAAAGGGCCAUGUUCAAUUGGCGCAACAAGAAACUGAUUUUGCUGCAGAUGCUGGCUCUGCUAGGCUCCCUUAUAUUUCUCUCCGAGAUCAAGACGUUUUCAUACAACAGCAAUAAUGAGAAGGCCAGACUCAUGGAUCUGAGUCAAUAUGGCCACACCAUUGUGCCUUUUUCUGUUUCUGGGAAUUCUAAUUUGACUCUGGUUUUCUUAAAACAUCUUAAGAGUAUGCUGGAGCCUGACAAACACACACUUAAGGAAGUGCAAGGUGACCUACUGGAAUACUUGAUGGAAAAUGAAGAUUGUAUUCACGCAUGCAUUGUUGCAUUUUCCAUUGAGGUGACGGCAGAUAAAGUCAUAUUUACUGGUCUGUUCAACAAUCAAGCAUACCAUUCACCAUCCCUGGCCUUGGCAAUGUUAGACAACGUUCUUUUCAUGUCCGUUUCUGGCCCUGAAGCUUCCUUAACCGUCUCCAAUAAACCUCAGCCAUACUCUAGUGACAAUGAACACAGUGACACGUUGUCAGAAGAAAACAAGUUGGCCUUAGAUAUACAUUUUGGCAUGGCUGUUUUGACCAGUGGCUUUUGUCUCCUGACAGUGACUGAGAGAGUCUCUAAGGCAAAGCACAUCCAGCUUUUGAGUGGGGUCAGUAUCCUUGUGUACUGGCUGUCUGCUCUUCUGUGGGACCUCAUUAUCUACUUCAUUACCUGCUGCUUACUACUGGGAGUGUUCAGAUACUGCCAACUGGAUGUGUACCUGAAGGAUUACCACUUCCUGGACACCAUGCUGAUCUUCAUGCUGUACGGCUGGUCUACCAUUGCGCUGGUGUACCUGCUGAGCUUCCUGUUUGCGAAAAGCACUUCUGCCUACAUCAAACUUGUGCUGUUGAACUACCUCUCAGGCAUUUUUGGUCUCCUCAUCGAUGCCAUGUUUGAAUUCGAAAUUCCACAAAGAGUGUCAAAUGCUACCAGGACCUUCAUACUUAAAUCGUUACUGCUCUUCCCCAAUUACAACCUGGCCAAGUGCAUCACUUACUAUUCUGCCUUCUACGAGAUGAAGAAAUGGUGCUCUGUACAAAAUGCUGGUGCCUAUUUGAAUUGCGGUACAGAAAAUAUUACAAAGAGUAUUUAUUCUUUGGAAGAGAAAAUGAUUGGAAAGUAUAUAAUUAUGAUGAGCUGCAUAGGCUUUAUCGGCCUUCUCUUGGUUUUCUUUUGGGAGAUGACUUUGUGGAAACUAAGAAUAUUUUUCAAUCAACACGUUUACUUUGGUAUCUAUAAGGCAUGCAGGAAGGAAAAGUUGUGCAAAGAAUUAUCCGGAGAAUGUGAAGACGAAGAUGUGGAAAAUGAAAGACAGAGAAUCCUGGGCCAGCCACAGGAAGUGCUGAAUUCUGCAGUGCUUAUUAAGGAGCUCACAAAGAUAUAUUUUAAGUUUCGGGUCAUUCUGGCUGUGAAAAAUAUCUCCAUUGCAAUCCAAAAGGGGGAAUGCUUUGGAUUGCUUGGAUUCAAUGGAGCUGGAAAAACGACUACCUUCCAAAUUUUGACUGGAGAGGAGGCUGCUACCUCUGGGGAUGUGUUCAUUGAUGGUUUGAACAUCACUGACAAUAUCCAGAAGGUGAAGUCAAGAAUUGGCUAUUGUCCUCAGACUGAUGCCUUGCUGGAAUACAUGACUGGUCGGGAAAUAAUGACCAUGUAUGCCAGAUUAUGGGGAGUCUCUGAGCCCCAGAUUCAGCUGUAUGUGAACAAAUGGUUGAAUUCGCUGCAACUGGAGCCCCUUGCUGACAAGAUUAUCAGCACCUACAGUGGAGGAAGCAAACGUAGGUUGAGUACUGCUAUUGCCCUCAUGGGGAAACCCUCAGUCAUUUUGCUGGAUGAGCCAUCAACUGGCAUGGACCCCGUGGCCCGGCGCCUGCUCUGGGAUGCGGUGACACUGGCACGUGAAAGUGGCAAGGCCAUUAUUAUAACCUCCCACAGGAUGGAGGAAUGUGAUGCCUUCUGUACCAGGCUGGCCAUCAUGGUGAAGGGAAAGUUCAUGUGCUUGGGCAGCCCUCAGCACCUCAAAAACAAGUUUGGCAAUAUUUACAACCUGAACAUAAAGGUUAAGAUGGAUCUGCAAAAGCAUGAAUUGGAUGAUUUAAAAUUUUUCAUCACAAUGACAUUCCCAGGUAGCGUAUUAAAGCAGCAGGACCAAGGGAUCCUUAAUUACUACAUUCCCAGCAAGGACAAUAGCUGGGCAAAGGUGUUUGGUAUUUUGGAGGAAGCUAAAAAGCAUUUAAAUUUAGAAGAUUAUUCUAUCAGUCAGAUCACGCUGGAACAAGUCUUCCUGAGCUUCGCAAGCCUGCAGAACACAGAAGAUGAUCGAAGAUGAUUCUAAAGCAAAGUUGCCAGGAGACUCAGCUCCAACGGGUGACCCUAUGUCUUCUUAGGCCACUGCCCACUACACCCGGACACAGAGAGGGCCAUUCCUGUGUGUGUGUUUGUCUUGGUGUAGCUAUAUUUAUGUAAUAAAGAGUCCCCCA